Molecule: messenger RNA, 3680 nt
Organism: Thunnus maccoyii (southern bluefin tuna)
Lineage: Eukaryota; Metazoa; Chordata; Actinopteri; Scombriformes; Scombridae
Gene: fermt3b
Product: FERM domain containing kindlin 3b
Exons: 15
Coding region: 1126-3063 (645 amino acids)
Biological process (GO): integrin-mediated signaling pathway; regulation of cell-cell adhesion mediated by integrin; integrin activation
Cellular component (GO): cell-substrate junction
Molecular function (GO): integrin binding
Source: RefSeq, a predicted model, not a curated record
UGUAAACCCCGACUCAGAUGACAUGGUAUAGCCGAAACCAACGGCCACAAGCCAACGCCUACUUCAAAUACUGUCGGAAAUACUGGGAUUGCGAGAUAUGGGCACACGUUGCCAAACAAAGUGGUAAAAUUAAAAAGCUGUGACUUGGUGUAACGUGGUGAAGACGUGGAUAUGGACUUGGGAGAGACCUGUCUCUAAUUACAAAGUGAAUUUAUAUAAUAUUAUGGGGGAUUUUUUAUGGGAAAGCCCCAAACAGCCUACCAGCAAUAGGCUAUACAAAGGUUGUAUUCUAUGGUUUUGUCACCUCCCAGCAAUAGCAUAACUGAGUGCCAGUAACGUUGGACGAGUUUGUAGUUUAAGAAAGGUUAGAUCAUGAUUUGAAGGCUGGAAUAUGUGUCCCAAAGCCAACCAGUGUUAACCAGGGUUAAUCUGUAAUGUCAGCAAGAUAAUCUGGAUUUGUUCCACAGACAGGAGACCUUGUGUUUCUGGAAAUUAUCAAGUUAUUGUCUCUCAAAGUUUAUAUCUCACAGUCCAACAAAACCUACAAUAGCUGCUUCUAAAAUUCAGAUUCUUUAUCAAAACAUAAGAAAUUGAACCCAUAACACACACCCUAAAACUACUCAUUGCUGAUCUUGUGACACACAGUUUCACUAAUCUAUUGUGUGUGUGUGUGUGUGUGCGUGGAGUUCACAAAGGGAGCCACAAAGGGAGGAGAGUGAUAAUUUGUGUUUUCUGUCCAUUUAAUAUCUCAUAACUGUUUAUAUCUCAUUUCCUACAUAUGCUGCAUGACACACAUUGACACAUUGCCUAAUAUGCAUCACACAUAGGGCCUGUCAGUCAAAAUGUAAAAAAAACCAUUUCCGCUAGGCGGAAACUGCUAAAAGGAGGAACAAACCAUUUCUCGACAAGUGACACAAGCAACACAGACACAGCAACUACAGACCACAACCCGCCCAGCCCCAGGAAGGCGAUAUUGCUACCACAUUUUACAGAAAACCUGUGAAACUUCUUCAGAGAUCUGACAGAAGAACAGGAGCCCCCCAGCAUCCAUUUCCCAAAACCCUGGACAAAGGAGACUGACGACUCGUCUCCUGCAUUUCUCUCUCUUCCUCUCUUUCUCCCAGUAUGGCGGCGUGGGACCUGUCAGUCAUUGUGGAGGACCUGGGGCCCGAUGCCCCAUCUGUCACCGUCAGCGUGACCUCUGACCUCCACAUAGGAGGGGUCAUCCUCAAGCUGGUGGAGAAGACACAGAUGAAGCGGGACUGGUCGGAUCAUGCGCUAUGGUGGGAUCAGAAGCAGCGGUGGCUGCUGCGGACAUCCUGGACUCUGGAGAAAUACGGCAUCCACGCCGACGCUCGGCUGCUCUUCAUGCCCCAACACAAGCCCCUGAAACUGGGCCUCCCCAACGGCAUCACUCUGCGGCUCCGGGCCUGCUUCUCCAACCCCGUCUUCCAGACCGUGAUGGGCAUCUGCAGAAUGCUCAACAUCCGUCGCCCUGAGGAGCUCUCGCUCCUUCGACCCGUAGAGGAGAAGAAGAAGAAGAAAGAUAAAGACUCGGCUGAAGAGAUUUACGACCUGACCGAGGUGCCCCUCUCCUCGGCAUCCCGGCCCAGUUUGUAUAACGGCAUGCCGGCUCAUUUUGCUGACUCGACCCAGAUGGAGGACAUCUACAAGAUGCUGUCAGUCACCCAGCCUCCCCCUGCUCCUGAGACCAUAGCCAAGCAGUACCGCCCAGCCAGUGUGGUGGACAAGGCCCACAUCCAUGGCAGGUGGUUGGACUCAUCCCGUUGUCUCAUGCAGCAGGGCAUCCAAGAAAACGACCGACUCUGGCUUCGCUUCAAAUACUUUGCCUUCUAUGAUAUGGAACCCAAGUACGAUGUAGUGCGUCUGACCCAGCUGUAUGAGCAGGCCCGCUGGGCUAUCCUGCUGGAGGACAUUGACUGCACCGAGGAGGAGAUGAUGCUGUUUGGAGCGCUGCAGUACCACAUCAGUAAGGUGUCUCAGUCGGAGCCCCAGAUGAUAAGCUCCAAUGCAGCCAUGGACGACCUGGAGUCAGCGCUGCAGUCCCUGGAGGUCAAGAUGGAGGGAGAGAGCAGCACCGCGUCCGAAAUGCUGGAAAACAUGACUGCACCAGAACUCAACGACUAUCUGAAACUAUUCAGGCCGAAGAGGUUGACUCUGAAAGGAUACAAGCAGUACUGGUUCAAGUUCCAGGACACCUCCAUCUCUUAUUUCAAGAGCAAAGAGGAGAGCAUCGGAGAGCCCAUUCAACAGAUUAACCUCAAAGGAUGUGAGGUGGCUCCGGACGUUAACGUGGCGGCACAGAAGUUCCUUAUCAGGCUCCUGAUACCAGCACCUGAGGGCAUGAACGAGGUCUAUCUGCGCUGUGAAAACGAGCAGCAGUACGCUCAGUGGAUGGCUGGAUGUCGGCUGGCCUCCAAAGGCAAGACCCUGGCAGACAGCAGCUUCCAGAGCGAGAUCCAGAGCAUUCGCUCCUUCCUAGCUAUGCAAAAGACCUCCUCUGGUUCCCAUGGCAACACAGAUGCCACAGAUGAAAGCAUCAACACCCACAGCCUAGUAUCGCCACGCUACCAUAAGAAGUACAAAACCAAACAGCUGGCUCCUCGUAUCCUGGACGCGUACCAGAACGUGGCUCAGCUCUCUCUGACAGACGCAGUGAUGCGCUUCCUGCAGAUCUGGCAGGCCCUGCCUGACUUUGGCCUCUCAUACGUCGUAGUCAGGUUCAAGGGCAGCCGGAAAGAUGAGGUUCUGGGCAUUGCCCCCAACCGUCUGAUCCGCAUUGACCUGGGGGUGGGUGAUGUGGUGAAGACCUGGCGCUACAACAACAUGAAGCAGUGGAACGUCAACUGGGACAUACGACAGAUGGCCAUUGAGUUUGAAGGGAAUGUCAACAUUGCCUUUAGCUGCGUGACAGCCGACUGCAAAAUCGUUCACGAGUUCAUCGGAGGCUACAUUUUCAUGUCGACACGCAGUCGUGAGAAGAGCGAGACGCUCAAUGAGGAGCUCUUCCACAAGCUGACCGGUGGCCACGAAGCUCUCUAGGACUGAAACACACACAAACACAAAAGAUCUGGAUCCUUCACAACCCACAUCAAUCCUCAUCCUGGUUUUCUCAGCAGUGAGAAACCAUGAGGAAUUUUAUAUUCCAGUCAAGGAAAAAAGGAUCAAAAUAGGACAUUAUGUUCAUCUAUAAAUGUGUUACAACCCACUUUGUCAGUCUAUCCAAGUUGUUAUCUUGCCUUUGUUUCACACACACACACACCCUCAUUCACAAGCAUCAUCAGUGGAUGGAAGACUAAACAUGUUUAGACAGUUUAAGGCUCCAGUGAUCUUCCUGCUGACUUGCUCUUUCCUUCAUGAUGGGCUGCUGCUGGGCGUCUGGUCCACUUAGAACAGCCAGCAGCAAAUUUCCUUUUUCGCCUCAUAGGAUCAAGAAUUAUAAUCACUGUUGCUCAGGAUGCAAAGUCUCUUUGUGCAAAGCUGCAGUUUUAUUGUCACUUGUAAAACAUUUAAUAAAUGGCAUAUUACAGCAGCCACAUUAUUUUAGCCAACAACCGUUGUACAGAGUACAAAAUACAUGCCAGUAUGAAAAGUUUACCACAUAUAGUUAUGAAUAAACAAAACAGUUAUUAAAAAUAAAUAAAGCAAUUUACAUUUCA